Messenger RNA from Candida tropicalis MYA-3404, 1464 nucleotides. RefSeq lists its product as uncharacterized. Lineage: Eukaryota; Fungi; Ascomycota; Pichiomycetes; Serinales; Debaryomycetaceae. The transcript has a single exon. The record is from RefSeq and is a predicted model, not a curated record. The coding region runs from base 1 to 1464 and encodes 487 amino acids.
AUGUCAAAUACUUCAUUAACAAAAUCAACCAGUGUUGAACAACCAAAACCCCACAGACCUAUAAGUCUAUACGUGACUCCUCCGUUAGAUAUAGAUGAUUCCAAUCCAAGAAGGGGUAGUUCCACUAGUGAAGAAGAGGAUGAUGAAGACGACGACGUGAUGGACAAACAUUCAUGUGAACUGUCUCAGUUGCAAUUUACUCCACCAUCAUCUUUAAAUAAUGGAAAGUUUAUGCAUAUGUUACGUCCUACUACUCCACCAAUGAAUGAAAAUAACUCUCCAACUAGUUCCACAUCUCCAUUUAAAUACCAUCAACCGCCUUCUAAAAAAUCACUACUGAAACAAGGAGGAUAUUCCACUUCAGAAAGUAUAUUGCUGUCGCCAUCCAAACUAUUCAAGAGAUUAUCAAGAAAAUUUUCAAGUUCAUCCGGUGGAAGUAAUGAAAGUAGAAGAAACUCACUGAUUAUUUCUUCUUCAAUACCAAAUUCAGUUUCAACCACUACUUUAAAAUCUGUUCUUGAACUGCCCACAAAAGAUUCACAAUCACCAAAGAAUAUAGAACCGGCUUCUACAAAAUCUUCUUCUGCCAAACCAACAACUAAUACAUCUUCUGAGAAAACCACACCAAAAAAUGAGACAACUGAGCCUGAGAAUAUCACCAUGAUGUCUUCUCCAACGAGCAUAGUUACAAGAGUAAAAGUGUCAAAAAGUCAUCCAGAAAAGGAUAUUGAAACAACACAACUACAACAAGAAUUGACUACUAUACCUGCAAACCAAAGCGAACAACAAGAUGAAGAGGACCAUGAUGAAAUAAUUACUGGUAUUCAAGACAUUACUUCAUUUUCAGGAUUUUCUUUAGACAGAAAAGCUUCUAUCACCAACGAAUCACAUCAAAAGAGUACAUUUUCAAAUGAUACACCUAACACAGCCAUGGGUAGUCAUAGUUUACAAGAACCACAAGAUCAUUACUAUUCCCCAUCUCCUUCAUCUUCAAAACAAACCAAUAAUGACCCUGUUUCUUCGACUCCUAUCAGCGUGACACGAAAUUCUACCAAGAAAUCAAACUCAUCAAAAUUAUCAAGAAGUCAUUCGUCUUCUAAAUCAUCUUCAAACUCUGAACAGGUUUUAGUGUUGAGGAUUUUUAUGAGAGACCCAGAUACUAAGGAAAUUAUUUCUAUUACUAUUAAAUUGAGAAAAGACAAAUUAAGAAAUAUCAAUGAAUUGACCAAUUUGGUUUUGUUUAAAUUGAUGGGUAAAAAACAAGAUUUGAAUAUCAAUAAUGUCAAGUUGUUAAUAUUUUUCAAAAAUAAGAAUUUAAAACCAAUCUUACUCAAAGAUUCAGUCAACAAAAAAUCCAAGUCAUUAGAAAACGCUCUCAAUAAAGAAUUCGGUAGUGAUAAAGAUGAUUUGUUAUUAGACUACGUUCAAAUGAAAGAUAAAUUGUAUAUCAAAGCGUCAAUUUAA